GUGCAUUUCAUUUCGAUUAGUAAAGUCUGGUCUUAAAGCGGAAGUGGAGCGGGUGUGAGAAUCGUCCAACAUGGUGGUCACAAGAAGAGGAGUUCGCGUGAGCUCCCCAAGUAAAUCUGACUCUGAUGCCACCUCUGCUGCUCAGGCCACACCAUCCACCGGCCGAAGAACCAGAAGAACUGCGAACCUCCCUGAGAGCCCCACUCAGACAACUGUAGAAGAAGCAAGCGCUCAGCUCGAGAAACUAGCACAGAACACCACUGCCCAAAACUCUGCCAGGAAAAGAUGUACCAGGGCAUCAAGACUGCACAGCCCGGACAAGCCCUGUACCCCAGUGGGCUCUGUGCACGAGGGGGAGAUUUCAGAUAUGGAUUCCUGUUGCUCCGCUUUGUCCGACACCGAAGCACCAGUGUCCCGUAAAAGCGUGAGAAGACAACUACGUGGCGUGACUAAAGAAGAAGAUGCGUCCGAAGUUGAGUCCUGCUCCUCUGUUGUGUCUGCGGCAAAAGUUCGGAGGAGCACCAGGAAAAAGCCAAUCCCAGAAGCUGUGGAUUCUCCCAGUAAGGUGAAAGGUGAUAAAACAAAGCCAGAGCCAUGUACCCCUGUAGUGUCUCAGAGAAGUAAACGUACAAGAACAGCGAAUAGACAGACUACGGAAGAGUCUGAGAUGUCCGAUGCUGACAGCAUUACUGGGGAUGUGGCCACACGCAGGUCUACACGCUCCAGAAGAAAACCUGAUACUCAGCUUAAUCUGGAUAAGAAUUUGGAAAGCGGUCAAACUCCUGCUCCAACAAUUCGAAGAACAAGGGCAACACGAGCCAGACCUGAAUCUGCAUCUGAGCCAAUGUCAUGUGACUCGGAAGGUUUUGAAUCCGGACCGACCUACAGCAGAGCAACACGUGGACGGAGGAAGAGCAUACCCUUAUUGAUAGAUUCAGACUCAGACCUCACAGAUGUUGGUAGAGCAGAGACUCCGAGUAGUAGCAGGACUGGUUCAGGCAGCAGCAAUCAACGAGAAUCAGCUUUAGCAAAGUCACCUAAAAAACUUAGUGUAGUGUUAGAAAAAACUGUUAUCCCACCGGAUGAAGAGGAUUCAAUGAAUGAUUCCAGGUUAGAAAGCACAGUAAUAGAGAAAGAUGCGGAGUGUACAUUGAUAGAAGAAGAAGAUGCAAAUCAGGCAGAUGAAACUCCUCUACAAAAAUCUACAGCAGAAGAAAGCAGCAUUAAUUCUCAUACUGAACCAAUCCCAGCAGCUGAUAAACCUGCAGAAAUGACAGGGGACCAGGAUAAGCCUGCAGUAACAAGAGAAGACCACCAGGAGGAGCUGCCUACUGAAAGUAUAGUUGAUAAAGCUUCAAAGAUGGAAAUUAUACAGGAAACAGAUGAGACACAAGAGCCAUCAAAGCCUGUUCAGUCAGCAUCUAUAACUACAGCAUGUGAUUCUCAAACUACAGAUGUCGAGGAUGAAGAUAUGGAAGUGGCUGAUACAAAUAGAGAUAUUUCAGGCAAUGACAAACAAGAAGAUGGCAACAAAGAUGUGAAAAUGCCAGAAGGGGAUGCAGUGGAGUCAAGUUCAGUGAACAGAGAAGAGUCUGUGCGUCAAAUAGAAGAAGAGCAAGCAGAGCCCAUUCAAGGCACGUCCAGUCAACAGCACCAAACCCCAGAAGAGCAGUUCUCAAAGCAGCCACCUCAGGGCGCUGUAGUCCAAAGUACAAGUGCCAUCACCCUUUUAGACAGCAGUGAGGAUGAAGAUGAUGACGAUGACUUUGCAGAUGAAAUUAGGGAGAGUUCUGGUGAUGAAGAGGAGGGUUUGGAAAAUAAUGAAAAAUACCAUCCCAGGAAGACUGAAGUUACUAAAGCAGUUGAUGGACUUUUUAUGAUUGACACAAGGCCUGGGCAAGAAGCAGAUGAGCAGUACUACAAAGAGAGGUUAGGGGAGGAGGACCAGACUGCACAGGAGGUGGAUGAGGAAGAGGAGGAUGAGUUUGUGGAUGAAGAGGGAGAUGAUGACUACGAUGACGCAGCAGAUGUUCUCUUCUCCAGCAGGGGCCCACAAGUCAAAGCGUUGUCCAGCCGUAUUGACCCAGGCAUCAGGAUGAAGGAGCUUGGGGGUUUAUACAUCAGUUUUGAUGGCAGUAAAUCAAAACCUGUCUCCAGCUCACAACAAAAACCAAAGGAAAAGAAGAUCCAAGAUGAGGUGAUGAAGAAGAGCGUGAUUGGGCCUGACUUUGAAAAGAAAGACACCGUGCCUCCUUACAAAGAAUCCAAACAAGCCCUUAAACUCAAACGCAGAGCUGAGAGGGUGAAAACCACAGGAGACGCCUGGUUCAAUAUGAAGGCCCCGGAAAUCACACAAGAGCUGAAGGGAGACCUGCAGCUGCUGAGGAUGAGGGGCUCAAUGGACCCAAAACAAUUCUACAAAAAGAACGAUAGAGAUGGUUUCCCCAAAUACUUUCAGAUGGGUACUGUUGUGGACAACCCAGUGGACUUUUAUCAUUCCCGAAUUUCCAAGAAGGACAGAAAGAGGACCAUGGUGGAGGAACUGCUGGCAGAUGCUGAAUUCAGACAAAAAAACAAAAAGAAGUUCCAGGUGAUCAUGGCGGAGAAGGCGGCACGGGCAGCCGGCAGGAGGCACAAAAUGAAAAGCAAAUUCCAUAAAAAGUAAAUCUGUGGACUUGGCUUAGAGAUGCGUAACUUGAAAAGAAGCGUUUUGUGGAUCCUAAAUAACUGUGGGUUGUUGGAAAACAUCAGAUUGCUUUGUACAUUAUGUGUAAUACACUAUAAAUGAACAAGCUCAUGGGAUGUAAAGGACUGACAUGAACUCUAUUUCAGAAGAAAAGUGUAUUCAAUUAGUACUUUAUAAAACAACAUAAGCAAUAUAAAAUAUUAGUUUGACCACUAAAAUAUAGUUUUUAUCAAACAAUAAUUUAUUUGUUUUACAAAAUCAUUCAAAAUACCAAAUGAGUGUUUGAGACGGUGUCACAAUAUCGCCCAAUACAUAAUGAAGACAUUGCCGUGAAACAUUGUGAAAUUAAAUAAUGAGCCUUAAUUCAAGAUAAA
Messenger RNA from Boleophthalmus pectinirostris (great blue-spotted mudskipper), 3060 nucleotides. It is a transcript of the gene dnttip2, whose product is annotated as deoxynucleotidyltransferase, terminal, interacting protein 2. Gene Ontology annotation, cellular component: nucleolus. Bases 71 to 2665 code for a protein of 864 amino acids. Gene Ontology annotation, molecular function: RNA binding. NCBI's taxonomy places the organism in Eukaryota, Metazoa, Chordata, Actinopteri, Gobiiformes, Gobiidae. The transcript has 7 exons. Gene Ontology annotation, biological process: RNA processing. The record is from RefSeq and is a predicted model, not a curated record.